UGGGGAAGAAUCCGAGUUUUUGGACUGAAGUUAAACUGGGAGUAAUGGGAGCGACCUGGAUCUCAUGGAGAACGACUACAACUGUCAUCAUUACUAUACUACAAAUACAAGCUCUGAUCAGCGUCAAAACCACAGCUGUUACCGGUGUGGAAGGCCAGAGAUUUGACUUCAGAUGUGACUAUAGCAACAACCUGCAGAGCAAUGAUAAGUACUUCUGCCAUGACAGUGAUGACAAUGGGUCCCCCAACCUCCUGAUAAGCACAGUAGAACAUGAGAUACACACAAAUAAACGUUUCUCUCUGUACGAAAACCACACCGGAGCCUUUUUCAUUGUCAGUGUGGACGAACUCACCUUGGAGGACAGCGGGAAGUACCGGUGUGGGGUGCACAUUGCAACCCUCCCUGAUGAGAUCAGUUUCAUACAACUGGAUGUUGCCAGAGUAACUGGAUCCCCCAUAUUUCCAAAGGAUGUCACAGUGGACAAGCUCCACCUGCCGCUGUUCGUGACUGCAGCGAUGUGUAUCACAGCAAUGCUGUUUAUAUGUAUGUUCACCCUUGGCCUUCUGCUGGCUGUUAAACACCGAAGACCCGGCCCACGCCAGAAUAGAGAGACAUCAUCUGACUACGAGACAAUGAUGCCUGGUGUCAGAACUGAACCUGAACUCCACUGCAGCUUUUCGGCUCCAGACUGCGCUGAUAUCUCAGCUUUACCGGUGCCACCACCUGACCUCUGCUCCCACUUCACAUCAAAGCAUCGGGAGUCUACUGUCACUCUCGGCCUCGGUGAAUAUGUUGAUGUGGAUGGACCAAAGCACGUCUGCCAGUACCAGCAUCUGGAUCUCAGCCGGUUAGAGGAGCAUGUCUAUCACAGCCUUCAUGGAAACUACGAUCCUAAAGAUGGACCUCUGGGAGUCAAAGAGCAGAUUAACAGUUAUAUUGUUGAAGGAUAGUUCCAGGUUAAUUACAACCGAUGGAAAGUUAACUUUGGUUUUCUUGUUGCCAUGUUCCCGGUGAAAUCUGUGUUUUUAUAAUUGUUGAUAGGAAUGAUGGCCAAAACGACAAAAGUAAGACCCUAAUUGUAAUAAACCAAAAUUAUUAUUUACUGUGUAUGGAUGAAAGAAGGAUAUGAUGGGAUGUUGGCCAAAUUAAAAGUUAAUGAUUAAGGAUCUUUAGUAAUUCAAGUAGUUAUAGUGUUAAUUAUUGCUGUGUUUUGUCAUUUCUUGAGGAAAAUGCAACAUUUUGGAUGGGACAAACAAAAGAAAAGACCAAAAAGAAAUACCAGUCUGAGCAUGACUCUUAACUCAAGCUGUAGGAGUUAACAAAAUCCAUGAAGAAGAGCAGACUGGAUGUAGUAACCACUG
Perca flavescens (yellow perch) is the source of this 1361-nucleotide messenger RNA. RefSeq lists its product as uncharacterized. The transcript has 5 exons. The coding region runs from base 45 to 950 and encodes 301 amino acids. Lineage: Eukaryota; Metazoa; Chordata; Actinopteri; Perciformes; Percidae. Gene Ontology annotation, cellular component: plasma membrane. Gene Ontology annotation, molecular function: transmembrane signaling receptor activity. The record is from RefSeq and is a predicted model, not a curated record.